AUGACAAGCGUAACUGCGUUGAUCCGUCAUUCUGGUUUUUGGAACGAUCAGAACUGUUUUGUGAAUUACAAAAUUGAUGCUGUUGUAUUCAUUGAUAAUUGCAAUUACGAUGAGUUAGUUUGUACGAUUACAAAUCAAUUAGGCGUGGAUACUGUUAGGAAAACUAUUUCAAUAAAAUAUACUGUUGAAGGCGAUUUUCAACCAAUUGAAAUACACAACGAUAUGGGAGUUCGUGUGUACGUUGAGCUUAAGAGAGAAAACAAAGUUUUGGGGAUGUAUCCAAUGUGCGUUAGUAUUCAUGAUUUGGAUGUUGAGGAUGGUGUAACUGGUAAUCGUAUUAUUGGAGAUGAUGUGCUGCAAAUUGGAUAUAGCGAGAAUCGGGAUGGUAUGAAAGUUUGUGAUUCUACUGUAAACGCUGUUGUUUUGUUUGGGAAUGAUAACAAUUUGGUAAUUUCGAAACCGGAAGCGAAAGGAGUUUUUGUCGAUCAAAUUUACCAGGAUAAGGAAACUUUGAAAAUUGUGAUGACGAAAUACGCAAUUCGUGAAAGAUUCAAUUUCAAAACAGAGAGAUCGAAUGCUAUAAGCUACACUCUGGCAUGUUGGUCUCCGGAAUGUAAAUGGAAAUUCAGAGCGUCGAGAAUUGGGGAUUCUGAAAUGUUCAGGGUUAGAGCUUUCGAUGACGAACAUACAUGUCCGUUGAAGGACAAGGUGUAUUCACAAAGGCAGGCAACAAGUUGGUUUAUUGGAGAAGCGGUUGUGAAGGCGAAAAUAACUAACCAUAAAAGGAAGGUCACACCUGGGGAUAUAAUAGAUGAUGUUAAGAAUGAAUUCGGCGUAGAUGCUUCUUAUAUGAUGGCAUGGAGAGCUAGAGAGAAGGCUAUAAAAGAUUUCAGAGGUAAUAUCCUACCACUAGCGUAUGGUGUGAUAGAUUCUGAGAAUACUAAGUCGUGGACGUGGUUCUUUGAACUGUUCAAGCAAGCUUAUGGUGUUAGGCAAAAUAUGUGUGUCGUGUCCGACAGACAUGAAAGCAUAAUACACGCAGUUUCUAAGGUGUAUCCUACUGUUCCUCAUUUGGCUUGUAUAUGGCAUUUGUGGAAAAAUGUGACAAAGCAAUACACAAUAAACAGUGAGGUGUUGAGUCCUAUAUUUUAUUCACUAGCGAAAGCAUACAGCCAGGAUGAGUUCGAUAAAUUGAUGGAGAAGAUUGGGAAUGUUGAUAUUCGGGUAAAACGAUACCUAGAAGAUGCUGGAAGAGAUAAAUGGUCUAGGCUUUAUUCACCUGUUAAUAGAGGAUGGACAAUGACUUCGAAUAUAGCCGAAUGUAUUAAUGGAAAACUGGUUGCUGCAAGAGAGUUACAUAUUUUUGAUUUCCUUGAAGAAGUGAGGAAGAUGUUUGGUAGAUGGAAUUGGACAAAUAGAAAAAAUGGUACCUACACAUUCACAACACUGAUGAGGCGGUAUCAAGAGAUGUUGUCGAUCAACGAGUACAAAUCAAUACGAAUGAGGGUUGAAGCGUCAACUGAAUAUGUUUACACAGUGAAUGAUGGACCGAGGCGUUUCAUAAUAGAUUUGAAGAAGAAAACUUGCAGCUGCAGGAUGUUCCAACUGGACGAGAUACCGUGUUCUCAUGCAUGGGCAGUAUUGAAGAAUAAAAAUUUGACUGCUGAUGUAUAUUGUUCGGAUUUAUUCAAGCCGGAAACAGUUGUGAACACAUAUGAUGUGCCAGUUGAUCCUCUUCCCGAUGAGACCGAGUGGAAUGUUCCUAAAAGUAUAUUAGAUGAAGUUGUUAUGCCACCGAUCUAUAAGAGACCCCCUGGGAGGCCAAAAAAGAAGAGGGACAAGCCAUUACAGGAGUUGAUGAUUGGUAAACGCAGAAAUUCCUGCGGUAAAUGUGGACGUCUUGGUCAUAAUAGGCGUUCGUGUGAUAAUCUGCCGCUCAAUAAGAAGAAUAAAUAA
This is a messenger RNA of Lycium barbarum (goji berry), 1956 nucleotides long. RefSeq lists its product as uncharacterized. NCBI's taxonomy places the organism in Eukaryota, Viridiplantae, Streptophyta, Magnoliopsida, Solanales, Solanaceae. The record is from RefSeq and is a predicted model, not a curated record. The transcript has 4 exons. Bases 1 to 1956 code for a protein of 651 amino acids. Gene Ontology annotation, molecular function: nucleic acid binding; zinc ion binding.